AAUGUAAUAAGUAACAUGCAUAAUGGCAAUUGUAUUGGUUCUGUUUCUAGAAGGGAUAAUAGAAGAGAUAAACAAGUAAUAAAAGCUCCAAUGGCUAUUGUAAACUAUAAUAAGUACAUGGGCGGUGUCAAUCACUUUAAUCAUUUUCAUUCAUACUACAAUGUGGUAUGGAAGUUUAGAAGAUGGUGGCUAAAAAUAUUUUAUUAUCUUCUAGAUGCUUCUAUAGUAAAUUCGUUUAUACUCUAUCGAACAACAAGUAAUCUCCAUGACCCUAAAAUAUCAAAAUUUACACACCUUGCUUUUAGAUCAACAUUAGCUAAUCAAUUAAUCGGUGAUUAUUCUACAAAAAAAAAACUGGAAAAUUGAUUAUUUGAA
This is a messenger RNA of Sipha flava (yellow sugarcane aphid), 375 nucleotides long. RefSeq names its product piggyBac transposable element-derived protein 4-like. The record is from RefSeq and is a predicted model, not a curated record. Lineage: Eukaryota; Metazoa; Arthropoda; Insecta; Hemiptera; Aphididae. The coding region runs from base 16 to 366 and encodes 116 amino acids. The transcript has a single exon.